Geodia barretti is the source of this 2667-nucleotide messenger RNA. The record is from the annotation of a GenBank genome assembly. NCBI's taxonomy places the organism in Eukaryota, Metazoa, Porifera, Demospongiae, Tetractinellida, Geodiidae.
GGGGGGGUGGGGCUAGCUAGUAAGUAAAAUGGCUACAGGAGGAGCUGAGCAGCAAAUGCUUCAGUUCGUGCCCUUCGUGAGCAGGCUGGACGCCGGCUUUUGGCACGAACUGAGUCGCAGAAAACUCGAAAAGUACCAUCUGAGCGAGGCGGCUCAGUAUAUCUCCGGAUACUACACAAACAAUUCAGUUCCUGGCCUACCUACAAAUCUACUCUUGGAAUACAGCGGAUUUGAAAAACCUCCAGUCCACCCUCCUUACGCAUUCCCGUGUCCCGGUUCCAUCAUCGUCCUAAACACAAUCGAGUCUUUCAAGACGUGCGACAAGAGGAAAAUCUUGGAGGAGACGGGGAGACAGAUCUGGGAUGAUAUCAACGAUGGCAGUGCAGUUGAUGAUCCAUCACUUCUGUCCAGAUUCAUGCUCCUUACAUUUGCUGACCUGAAGAAGUACAACUUCCACUACUGGUUUGUGUUCCCCGCACUCUUUCCCAACGACCCACUGACCACACUCUCCAUCAAGACCAUCGGCAGUGUAUGGAAUGAUCAGCAGCUGCAAAGUUUACAGAAGGCAUACGACAGUUUCCGAAGUGCCCAUCCCGGAAUAGGGUUUUUCAUAGUGGUAAUGACUGAUGAUGGAACUGCAGCUCUCCACGAGCUGAGAGAAGCAGAGACAUGUCUGUCGACAGAGAAGUUUAUGUUAGGAUUCUGUGACCCCAGCACCAUGGAAACGAACCCGGGAUGGCCUCUCCGUAACCUACUCAUCCUUGCAGCACAGAAGUGGAGUGACCGAUUGAACGUGGUUGACGUGUUGUGUUACCGUGACUACACCAGAGAUGGGAGGAGACUAGUGUCACACUCACUCCUCCUGGAGGGAGUCAAACUCCCCGACAAAAUGUCAACUGAUGUUCUCCCAAAGGUGACAGGCUGGGAGAAGAAUGACAAGAACAAGUCGGUGCCCAAGAUGGUUAACCUCUCUUCUUCGAUGGACCCUGUCAGGCUGGCUGAAUCCUCUGUGGACCUGAAUCUGAAACUGAUGAGAUGGAGACUUAUACCGUCGCUAGAUCUGGAGGCAGUCUCCUCCACAAAGUGUCUGUUGCUGGGGGCAGGCACACUGGGCUGUAACGUUGCUAGGUGCCUCAUGGGAUGGGGCGUGCGGCACAUCACUCUUCUGGAUAAUUCCACGGUCUCGUACUCGAACCCAGUCCGUCAGAGUCUGUUCACGUUCCACGACUGUUCCAGUGGCGGGAAACACAAGGCCAAGGCAGCUGUCGAGAGCAUGAGACUCAUCUUCCCUGGAGUGAAAGCUGAAGCAGUUGACAGCAGCAUACCAAUGCCAGGACACUCGGUUGGAACCAAUGCUGAAGCCAUACAGAAGGCCAGGAAGGAUGUGGAAACCGUAGAAAAACUCGUUCAAACACACGACGUGGUCUUCUUGUUAAUGGAUACCAGAGAGAGUCGGUGGUUGCCAACGUUACUCACCUCUGCCCACUCAAAGAUAUGCAUCAAUGCUGCACUUGGAUUUGACACGUACAUGGUCAUGAGGCAUGGCUUCAGACCACAGCCUGGAACAGAGACGGGAUCCCCGGGAGUCAUUGUGGGGGGGUGUGGCAGUGGCAUCCCUGGAGACCAGCUGGGGUGCUACUUCUGCAGUGACGUCGUUGCUCCAACUGACUCCACGCGUGAUCGGACCCUGGACCAGCAGUGUACGGUAUCCAGACCUGGCAUCUCCAUGGUGGCCGGUGCUCUCGCUACAGAGCUACUAGUGUCUCUUCUUCAGCACCCCCUCAAGGCACUGGCACCUUCAGACAGUCAUACUGAGGAUGACAGUGAGUCAGAGAGCUGUCUGGGCCUCAUUCCACACCAGAUUCGAGGAUUCAUGUCAAGGUUCCAGAACGUUCUGCCGGCCAGCCAAGCAUUCGAUAAAUGCACAGCUUGCUCGCCUGUGGUACUGAGUCGGUAUCGCGAAGAAGGGUUUGAUUUUCUUCUCAAGGCUUUCAAUACACCCAACUUUCUUGAGGACCUGACUGGGUUGUCGCAGCUGUACGCUGAGACUGAUGAUGACCAGGUUUGGGAGCUUAGUGAUGGCGAAGAUGACAUGUAAUACGUAUGUUUUUUAGACUCUUUAAACUCUGUUUGCUUUAGUUAACCCAUAACUAUACAGUGUGUGUGUGUAAGUGUUAUCUUCAUAAUGGUGUUGAACUAUGUAAAUUGCCAUCGAAGUAAAGUGGAAAUUUCUUGUAUACACAAUCUCUAAAAGCAGUUCUAUUAUAUUAGUGUCAUUAUGAUGCUAAUUUUGCCUCCAUGAAUCACUUGCGAAGUUCUUCUCUUGUUUUUCUGAUGGCACUCUGAAUUCGGGUUUUGUGAGCUGAAAGCUUGCUGAAGAUGCUCAUUUCACCAGACAAGUCACCAAUGUACACAAGGCAUCCAAAGAAGCACCCCAGAGGAACAUAGAGGAUGAUUGCUGCCACUAGAAACACUGGAGAGAGGAGUAACAGCGUGAAGAUGACCACAAGUAUCAGCACGAGAACCGAGACCAGAAAUAGAAGAUGAAUAUUCCCGAUGACGAGUAUGGCUCCUGCGAUUAGGGCGACUAGUCCGAGGUUUUCUCGAAAGAACGCCGACUCGAAAUCUUCCUCCGGCUCAGAGAGAAACAGUGCAGCGAUGAAAGAG